This is a messenger RNA of Diatraea saccharalis (sugarcane borer), 4073 nucleotides long. Lineage: Eukaryota; Metazoa; Arthropoda; Insecta; Lepidoptera; Crambidae. The record is from the annotation of a GenBank genome assembly.
CGCUCUGUCAGUUGUCAGUUGCGAGCGUGAACGGGCGAGUGCGUGCCGUGUUGCCGAGAGCUCUGCGAUGGCUCUGCUCAGACGUUUGGCCGUGAACGCGCCGCGAAAUGUACGUGUGCUGUCUGCCGGCUCGUCGCCUGUGCGCGACGAGCUGGAUCUCAACUUCAACAGUCCGAAGGAUGCCUUCAAGAGUAAGAAGACGAGCGAACUGGUGCGGGCUUACCUCGUCUACCAGAUAUGCUCCGUCAACUGGAUAGUGGAGAACAACGACAUGUUGAUGAAAAGACUCCGUCAAGUGGUAGGGAAGCGGUUAUUCGAGAUCAUCAUGAAAUCCACUUUCUACGGCCAGUUCGUUGCUGGCGAAGACCAAAACAAAAUCAAGCCAACUGUUGAGAGAUUACGGUCCUUUGGGGUUAAAUCGAUCCUGGACUACUCGGUAGAAGAGGAUCUAUCUCAAGAAGAAGCCGAGAAGAGAGAAGUCAGUGCAUCAGUUUCCACGUACGGCGACAACAAAGAAGAGGGCCACCUGAAGCAAUACCAUGUGGAGCAGCGGUUCGCGGACAGGAGGUACAAGGUGACCAGCGCGAGGACCUACUUCUACCUGAACGAGGCCGCCUGCGAGAAGAACGCGGAGGCGUUCCUCAAGAGCAUAGACGCUGUGGCCGGUAUUACUAAAAGUACGGGCCUUAUGGCAGUGAAACUUACCGCGUUGGGAAGGCCACAGUUAUUGCUCCAACUGUCCGAGGUGAUAAUGCGCGCUCGCAGCUACAUGCAGCAGAUAGCGGGCGGCACCGGCAACGUGCUCACUCACCACAAGACCAUCGAGGACCUGCAGCGGUACUUCGGCGAGAACACCUCGAAGCCGGAGGUGCAGGACUUCAUGAAGAAGAUCACCUCGGACAAGGAGGGAAUAGUCCAUCUGUUUCCGUGGUCUAUGAUCCUGGACGAGGACAUGGGUCUGUCCGACACGUUCCGCGUGCCUGACCCGAAGACCGGUCAGAUGCGACGUCUCAUAUCACAGAUAUCACCCAAGGAAGAGGAGAUGUUCCGGAACAUGUUGAGACGCCUUAAUCACAUCAUUCAGGUUGCAAAUGAGAAAGACGUAAGGAUAAUGAUUGACGCCGAGCAGACAUACUUCCAGCCUGCUAUAUCACGUAUAUGCGUUGAAAUGAUGAGGAGAUAUAACAAAGAUAAGUACCUAGUAUUCAACACUCAUCAAACGUAUCUGAAGAAUACCUACAACGAGAUAGUCACUGACCUGGAGCAAGCCGCGCGGCAGAACUUCUUCUGGGGGGCGAAAUUAGUGCGCGGCGCAUACAUAGAACAGGAGCGCGCCCGCGCGGCCGCCAUGGGCUACGAGGACCCGACGUGCGAGAGCGUGGACGCCACCACCGCCUCCUUCCACAAGUGCCUCGCUGAAGUACUCGGCAGGGUCAAGUCGUCCAAGAUUGGCAUCGGCAUAAUGGUGGCGUCGCACAAUGAGGACACGGUGCGGUACGCGAUAAAGCUCAUGAAGGAGCAUAACAUUAGACCAGAGGAUAAGGUCGUCUGCUUCGGACAGCUACUCGGCAUGUGCGAUCACAUCACCUUCCCACUAGGCCAAGCUGGCUACUCGGCGUACAAAUAUGUACCUUAUGGGCCAGUAGUAGAAGUACUGCCAUAUCUGUCUAGACGUGCGAACGAAAACCGCGGUUUCCUCGCCAAGAUAAAGAAAGAGAAAGGAUUAAUUCUGAAGGAGAUAAUACGUCGCGUCGUCACCGGCAAUAUGUUCUACAAACCGUCGGGCAAUUACACGCCAGUGUAAGUUGAACUUUAAUGAGCAAUGUUUAGAGUCCAAUUUGCGUUGCCAGUCAAUUCUAGUGCGGACCGAGUCGAGCAGGCACGAUUAUAAGGCUACUUUGUAAGAAUGUUGAAAAUGUGUGAUAACUUUGAAGUAAUGUGUAAUUGCAUAUCUGUUUCCCUCGUUCUGGAACAUUCGGUUACAUAGAUGAUGUCUAACCUGUAUUAUCUAUAAAUAGAGAAGCGAUUGAAAAUGUAUAAGUAGUUUAUACUACAAAGAAAUAAUUCUUUGAGAUUUGCUACGCGUUGACAGUUGCUUACAUAAACUGCAGCUUUUUAAAAGCAGUAAGUUUAAAUAAUUAUAUAAUAUCUAUAAUGCCUUAUUGGACUGUACUUGGUCUAUCAAUAAGAUAUUGGUAAUGAUAUUAACUAUAGAUUGCAUCUAUCGGAGACUGAUCAUGAUUAAUCAUAAAAAGACUAUUGAUUUCAUAAUCAUAAUUAUCGAUUUUGAAUGAUAUAAUUUAAUUCUUCGAUAGUAUAAGUAUACUUAUGAUAAUUAUACCUCAAAACUAUCUGUAGGUACUAUUAUCUUGUUAUUAUGUUAUAUAUCUGGCUGUGUAUUUGCAAGGCUAUGAAUUGACUUUAUAAUAACCUCAAUACAUAAUGUUAUAACAUCAUCCACCUGCUAUAAAGUCGAUAUGUAAAAUGUUUUGUUUAAUAACGGGUCUAACAAAUAUGAUAUUAUCUUCGGUCUUCAUUUCAGUGGGACAUGGAAAUCUAUUUAAUUUUUUUUAUCAUAGAUAAAACGUAGAUGUCAUUUAAACUGAAUGUUUUACGAAUGAGGGUAUUAGGUUUCUUUUUGUGCAAUUGUUAUACGAGUGAUUGAAUGCAUAUAAUAUUAUCUUACUGCAAUUUCUUAAAGAUACAACUUAUAGGGCGCCUACGAGAAAAGAAACGUUUGAGUGUGACAGAGAAUAACAUUUAGUCCAUCUAUUGCACUUGUAUAAAUAAGCCAUAUACGAUUAAAUUUUGUUUAUAUCCCCUUAAAAUCUGGAUCAAGGCAAAUACCUACUUUACCGACGGGGAAAUUAUAAAUGUAUCUCCCCUUUAUAAUAGAUCGGAUGAAAAUUAUAUAAUUCCCCGCGAGGGACCAAUUUUAUCAUUCCGAUGAAAUAAUUCAGCGGAUAAAUCACUUUCCCAAACACGGAACAGAUAUUAUCUAUUAUAUAUUUGCUAAAAUUGGUCGGGGAUUAACGAACAAUAUGAUUUACACAGGAAUAAAUUAUACAGGGUUUAUUGGUGGAUUAACUGUUAGAAUGCUUCAUUAUUGUUUUAUAAUUAUAAUGUAUUUAUAAUUUGUUCAACGCUUAUUUGUGUAGUUUCAAAAUAGAUCGCUGUUUACAAUAAGUAGGUGUUAAAUUUGAUAUUGUUGUAGUGAGAUAUUCUUUUUUUUCGUCCAUAUACAAUAACAAUAAAUCGAAUAUAAUAGGACAGGGUUUUUCUGUAUUACACGCGUUUGAUAUUACAAUAUGUGGUAAUCUUUCUAUCAAUAUAUGUCGUUGAUGUAAAUUUAAAAUGCAGAAAAAUGUUAAAUGAAUGUCUUAAUCGUAAAUAUUAUUUUUGGACAAUAAUCCAAUUGAUAGUCUUAUAGAGGAGUUAGAUGGAAGAAGGCUGGUCGAGUCAGUAGUAAGAACUAUUAUGAAAUUAGUGGGUAUAGUGUAGCGUUUGUUGGAUUGUUGAAUCGGAUCAAUACGCCUAGACUGUUUGUUGUUAUUGAUAAUUUUUUUUUAGCGAAUUUUACAAUUUCUUAUAAAAACGCAUUUUUAAUAAAAUCUCAAUUGAAUCUGAAUGAUGUAUUUAAAGUACUUACAAUGUGGAGUCUGGCAUGCUUGAUUUUGUAGCUAUGUUGUUUGAAUCAUUUAUGUCGAGACGUGACUUUAGCGUAGUGUCGACGACCUUAUGACACACCGUAUAAGGUUGAGAAAUGUUUGUUGCAUUUUCAGUAUAAUGCCAAAGUGAUUUUGAUUAUGUACGUGUUGGUAACGCCUAGAAAUAAAAUUCUAACGUGAUUUCAAUAUUAUUGAGUUCUAUAAAAGUACUCAUCUCUAGUCGAGUAUUUUAUGAGCAAUUUGGCAAAUAUGCAUCAGUAUUUAGUAGCAUAUAUGUUUAUGAUCAAAGAUUGUUUCGCUUUAAGCGUUUCUAAGCAAAACUAGAAUUUGUCUCCAUGGUGAAGAUGUUGCGGAAUUUUCAAAAAUAUACUAACUAUAUAGGUACCUAUUUAUUAUAACACCAUU